Molecule: messenger RNA, 1762 nt
Organism: Eurytemora carolleeae
Lineage: Eukaryota; Metazoa; Arthropoda; Copepoda; Calanoida; Temoridae
Product: zinc finger protein 121
Cellular component (GO): nucleus
Source: RefSeq, a predicted model, not a curated record
UGUCUCAAGAUCGCGACAUGUUCCAAAACGUGUUUUGUGUCCAAACUUCCUUCAGAAAUCAAUAAUCAUUAACAAUUGAAAUUUCUUUUAGGUUUUAAUAUUUAAAAUUUUGUUUUAAAAAUGUAGCCUUAACUAUUCUAAAUUGAAGUAUGCACACGGUUUAUCAUUCUCGGCUUAAUAAAUAAAUAUAAACUGUUAAAAAAGAUAACUUUGCACAGUUGACCCAAACCUAACACUCUGUGCCAGGUCAAGGCCAAAUCACGGUUAGGAACUUUGAUUCCCUGUACUAUAAAAAGAGAAAAGUAUAUUUUUCUCAUCAUACUCAUAACUUGGAAUUAUUUUACUGUUUCUCCAAUAAAGAAAAACGUUCAAUGUUCAUAUUUAGAUAAUUACAUUUUUUGUAUCAAUGUUUUAUGAAAUACAAGAAAUACAGUUCCUAAUAUCGACCCUAACCUGAUGUUCUUGAGAGUCUCACAAUAAUUGUAAUGAAAAAAUAAUUAAUAUGAGCAGGUCGCCAAUUUGCGAAACUUCUGAAUUGGCUAAUUACCGUUGUGUUAUAUUUUCAUUUUAAAUAUAUGUAUUCAAAUGAAUGUUUUAUUUCUAAGCUGAUUUUCGCAACUUAAUUAUGAAAAUUUCGCAAUUUUAUGGUUGCAGCAAUUUUUCAGAGAUAGAGAUAAUGAAAGAUCCAAGUCUAAUUGAAGGCGUAGAUAGCGGAGGCUCCGAGUCUGAGGAUAUCAAAGUCGAGGAUGAAGAAAUCGCAUUAGAUGAUGUGGCUGCGUCUUCAUCUGGAUCUAUUAAGCCCUUACACUACAGUGAACCACUCAGAUUUAAGAAUAAGAAACUUAAACCAGUAUUAAUGAAAACUUCUUUAUCUGAAGACAAGCUGGACAGUUUAAUAGAAAAUGUAGCUGAUAUCGAGAAGAAGUUUGCUGAUAUUAAUAGAUGGUUAACGGAAAAGACUGACCAGGGUUGCAUUAGAUCAACAGAAGGUAAAGGAAAGACCACUACAUCCUUUAAAUGUUGUGUAUGCUCUAGUGAAAAGAAAUUUCCCUUCGCAUCGGAGCUCAAGAAGCAUUUAGUUUACUGUCAUCUGAUGUGCAAGAAAGGGGAAAGUAUUGGUAAGACGUAUCAAUGCCCUGAUUGCUUCAAGCUUUAUGCUACUUGGCCCAACAUGAAUGCUCACUACAGAGAGAAACAUAGUCCUGGUAGCUGUGAACACUCUUGUGAUUUCUGUGGUAAACGAUUUAACAGACAGGAUCAUUUUCAACUACACAUUCAGUCCCACACUAAGGAUAAAUCCUGUCAGUGUUCUACCUGUGGGUUAAAGAUUAGUAGACCUUCAGGCCUCUCCAGGCACUAUUCUAUCAAACACCCGUCCCCAUUGUCUGAUGAAUGUAAGGGAAGGUCUCAACAAAUCUGUAGAUUCUGCCAAGAAAAAUUUAAGACAAUUGCUCAUCGAGAGGAUCAUAUUAUCAAUUGUCAUGGAGCCCAGCUUUACUGGGUUAAAGAAGAAAAAUCAAGGAAGCAGAGGGAUGUUCAGAAAAUUCUCAGUCUGGAAACUUCUAAAGAAAUAGAGGCAUACCCACUUAAGCAAGUCCUAAAGGAACUGAAAAGUAAGUAUACUUGUGCUGAAUGUGGGGUGCAAUAUGCUUUUCCUGAAAAUCUACAGAAACACGCCAGGACUCAACAUCAGAUGAUUGAGAAACGACAGUACACGUGUAAUUAUUGUGAUGAGGUAUUUGGAUUCUUCUACGUUAAACAG